Messenger RNA from Acanthosepion pharaonis, 1770 nucleotides. NCBI's taxonomy places the organism in Eukaryota, Metazoa, Mollusca, Cephalopoda, Sepiida, Sepiidae. The record is from the annotation of a GenBank genome assembly.
AUGAAAACUGAAAAUAGUAGCCCUCAUCUAUACAAAAUUGACCUUGCUGUGGACCAAAAGUUUCUGAAGAACCUGACUGAACAGCAAGUUUCUCCUGGCAACGAAUCCACAGCUGAAGACUCUUAUAUAAUCAUGGAUCUGCCCACACAUUCUCCAUUUACUUUAGAAGCGCCAUUCUCUGAGAGGACAUUUCCUCUCACUGAGGAAGAGUUUUUAUCAAUGUUUGACACAGAUGGUCGACUGGUGCAUGAAAGACGCCUCAGAAAGUCUGUCUUCUUAGGUGGAAUCCAGCCUGCUUUGCGAAAAGAAGUUUGGCCCUUUUUAUUUGGAAUGUACUCUUGCCAAUCAACUAAACGGGAACGUGAGAUUUUACAGUUGGAAUAUGUGAUCAAAUAUCAUGAAAUGCGAGCUCACAGUCUCCAUGUGCUUGGCAAAUUAGAAGAAGCAGCAGCAGCUAGAGCUGCUGCAACAGACCAAGAAUUAGAUGACAAAGAAAACACUACUGAACUUUCUCAAUCUCAAAACCUGGUUAACAUUGGCAAAUCUCCUUCUUCUGGGGAUGAGUCCAGUUGGACAGCUGUCAAUGUUGACUCCCAAAAUAAUGUCCAUGAGAUAACGGCGCCACCAUCUACAGCCAGAAAUAGUUUGUCCGAUGAUAUUUUUACAAGUCCCAAACAUAGUCAUAUUUCUUGCACAGUCUGUGGGCAGCCUCUGGACAAUGCUGACCAACGAUCUCUCAAUGGAACAAAAUGUGCGAGCCUUGCUACAGAACAUUUGUGCACUUGUUUUCACAGGCUUUCUCCUGAAGAGAGAGCCAACACAAGAGUGGCCCAACUUCCGCUAAAUGAUGUUGAUACAUCCAGUAAACCAUUACAAACAUUCAUGUUUCCUCCCGACCAUCCGGUACAUCGGAAACUCUGUGAAUCUGGUGAAGAAAUGAAAUAUUCUUUGAUGGUCAAUCAAUCGAGCAAUAGUUCUUCGUCUUUGGAAUCCAUGAGGAAUAGUUCCAAAUCUGUGGAUCUGGAUUUAGAGGAUAUUGCAGCUGCUGUUGCAGAAGCUGAAGCUAAGAAAUUCCAAACCAAUAUCUUCCCAUCAGACCUCAGUGAUUCUGGCCUUAGUAUGGACUGGUCAUCCCCAGAUGUCCAAAAACAGAUUAAUUUCAUUGACUUUCAAGCUCAGAUUUAUGCCAAGAAGCACAAAGUUCAACCCAAAAAGUUCUGGGCUGAUAUGCGAAUUGUUAAACGUGAUGUGCCUCGAACUGACCGGAAUCAUGAACUUUUCAGGGAAGAUGAUAGCAAAUAUCUGGGCUGGUUACACAACAUGCUGACGACAUACACCUACUUCCACCGAGAUGUUGGCUACACGCAGGGCAUGAAUGAUAUUGCAGCUAGUUUUCUGUCCACCUUUCAAAAUGAGCCAUUGGCUUACUGGUGUUUUCAGUCUUACAUGGAUACAGUGAAGGAAGAAUUUAAAGAAGAUGGUCUUGUAAGGAAAAUGGAUAAGGUCCAACAGUUGCUGAAUGAAGUUGAUGCUGAAGUCCGUUGUCAUUUGACAAAAUACAACUUAAGUAUGGUCUGCUGUCAAAGAUGGUUGGUAGUUGGUUUCAAGAGAGAAUUUGAUUUGGAAGAUUCCCUGAAAUGCUUUGAAAUCAUUAACAGCCGGGUAAUGCAUUCUCAUUUUUUUUUCUUCCAUUUUAAUCUGUUUUUUUUUUUCUUCCAUUUUAAUGUUUUUUUUCUUUUCUUCUUUCUCAUAUUUUCUACCUUGGAAUGA